Molecule: messenger RNA, 1346 nt
Organism: Musa acuminata AAA Group (dessert banana)
Lineage: Eukaryota; Viridiplantae; Streptophyta; Magnoliopsida; Zingiberales; Musaceae
Product: protein TIC 21, chloroplastic
Exons: 4
Coding region: 51-923 (290 amino acids)
Source: RefSeq, a predicted model, not a curated record
GGCAAUCGACUUCGCUCUGACCCAAACUCACAGAAAGCAGCAGCUCCAAAAUGCAGGCGCUGUUGCGACCUACGUCUCGGUCCACCGCCGCCCCUUUGCUCCGGCCGGCCUCCUCUACCUCCUUGCUGCUGCCUCACCUCCCCAGCACGCCAUGCACCAUAACUCCUCUAUUCCUUCGCCGCCCAUAUCUCUCGACUUCGAGCGAAGCCCUGUCCCCUUCCCUUACCGGCUUCUUCCCCGGUUACCCAUCCCCGCUCCUCGGGCCUAAGCGCAGAAUUUCGGUCAACGCGGCCGCGAGCUUCGCAUCUUCUGGAGGAAAGUCCGAGAGGGCCAAGCUUGCCCAGGCCUCCAAAAAAUUAGGGAACAUGUCAAGACACUUUGAGCGGUUGGGAAGUCUAGGAUUCUGGUGGCAGCUAGUGUGCACUGUGGUGGCUGCUGUUAUUUUAUCAUUCUCCACAGUUGUCACUGGAAAUAUCAAGUCACCGGUUACAUUUUAUACCACUGCUUUUAGUGUUGCAGCUGCAUUUAUUUCAGUCUUUUGGUCAUUUGGUUACAUACGACUAUCAGAAAGGCUGCGAAGAACAGCAAAUGAACCUUCAAAGGCACCUCCACGAGCUGAUGUAGUAAAAAGUUUGAAAAAUGGUGUAGGGUUAAAUCUUCUGGGAAUGGGUGCUGCAAUUCUUGGCAUGCAAGCAACUGUUGGGCUAUUGUUCGCAAAAGUACUUACUACAUCGGCACUUCCAAACUACCAGGGGAUAAUAUCCCCUGGUCAGAAUCCUGUGUUGCCCUUGGAUGUGUUCCUAGUGCAGGCUUCUGCCAAUAUGAUCCUGUCACAUUUCUUGGGUCUUGUUUUCUCAUUAGAACUGCUGCGCUCAGUCACAUUGCCACACUCAGAAUCUGUUCCUGCCCUCAAAGCUGCAUAGGCUCUCAAUACAACGUGCUUCUUCGCCGCUUCUUUGCCGUAGCCACUCCUUUCGGUUCAUGCUGCUUAUGUGCCAAUUAAGUUGAAAACUUUGAAGUAGACGGCUCAACUGCCACAUUAUGCAUUUGCAACUCGUCGAGUGUGUUGAUGCUUGGAAGAGUAUAAUCAAGUUCUAGAGAUCAUAAUUUUCGCCUCUUGAUGAUUUAACCAUGUCCAAGAAGCUCAGCUAUUAUGGAGGGAUCUCUGGUGCUCGCAUGGAUGUGAUAAAAAAGGCUGAUUACUUUGUAGAUCAAAUAUUGUGAUUCUUCCAAAAUAUCAGAAGAAAUAUUAUCCCAUGUGAUCAAAGGCAGAAAUAGUUGGGGCUUUAUAUUAUUAUCAUUAUUUUUUGAUAAAGAAUAAGUGACGAAGAUAGAAUUUUAUCUCA